ACUUUAAUACGAGGAAGAAGAUUACCUCCAAAUAUUCAUCGAGUCUAUACUUUUUGCCUCGUUCAUAUAUACACUUGGUUCGAUUUUUCUCAUAAACUCCAUAGCCAUCCAUGGCUAUUCCUUUUAAAAACUCUAGGACCUCUAUUUUUUUCUUGAUCCUCAGUUUUGCCCUACGUCUGGUAAUUGCAUCUGCAGAACUGCAGAGAUUCGACCACCCCACCAAACCAGAUGGAUCACUCAGUUUCUUGGUGAUUGGGGACUGGGGAAGAAGAGGAGAUUUCAACCAGUCUCAAGUUGCCUUUCAGAUGGGAAAGACUGGAGAGAAACUUGACAUAGAUUUCGUGGUGUCGACGGGAGACAACUUUUACGACAACGGGCUCAUCAGCGAGCAUGACACAGAAUUUGAAGAGUCAUUUACCAAAAUCUAUACAGAAAAGAGCCUGCAAAAGCAGUGGUAUAGCGUGUUGGGGAACCAUGAUUACAGGGGAGAUGCAGAGGCUCAACUGAGCCCCCUCCUCCGGAAAAUCGAUAGCAGAUGGCUUUGCUUGAGGUCUUUCGUUGUGAAUACAGAACUAGCAGAGAUUUUCUUCGUGGACACCACGCCUUUGGUGGAUAUGUACUUCACAAACGCAGACGAACAUACUUACGAUUGGCGUGGCAUUGUCCCUCGAAAGGCUUAUAUUGCAAACUUGUUGAAGGAUGUGGAGUUGGCAUUGGAGAAAUCCUCUGCAAAGUGGAAGAUUGUUGUUGGACACCAUGCAAUUAGAAGUGUAGGGCAUCAUGGUGACACACAGGAGCUUAUAAACCAGCUUCUCCCAAUUCUUCGGGCCAAUGACGUUGAUUUUUACAUGAACGGGCACGAUCAUUGCCUAGAACACGUUAGUGACUUAGAAAGCCCGAUACAGUUUCUAACAAGCGGAGCAGGGUCUAAAGCAUGGAGGGGAGAUGUUAAGGAGCUGAACAAAGAAGGGCUCAACUUCUUUUAUGAUGGUCAAGGCUUUAUGUCUGUGAAGUUGAAUCCCACAGAUGCAGAGAUUGCAUUUUAUGAUGUUUUCGGCAAGGUUUUACAUAGACUGAAUGCUUCCAAGCAGCUUCACCCCUCGAUAUAAAUUAAGUUUUGUGGCUAGAUGCUAGAGGGAAUGUACUACAGCCGUAUAGAUUGUUGUUGCAAGGACGAAAAUUGUAGUUGAAUUCAAUUCCCAAAUUGUUCUUAUUCUUAAAUAUGUACCUUAUUUAGUGCAUUGAUCCUUAUCAAAUUCAUCGGUUUUUCUUUUUAA
Messenger RNA from Pyrus x bretschneideri (Chinese white pear), 1277 nucleotides. Its product is annotated as purple acid phosphatase 17. The transcript has 7 exons. Lineage: Eukaryota; Viridiplantae; Streptophyta; Magnoliopsida; Rosales; Rosaceae. Bases 111 to 1109 code for a protein of 332 amino acids. The record is from RefSeq and is a predicted model, not a curated record. Gene Ontology annotation, molecular function: acid phosphatase activity; ferrous iron binding; ferric iron binding.